CAAUCAACUUGAUUAACUCAAACUUCAUUUCUGACUUCUUUCACAAGUCACAGGCCUUUCGAUAUUCACGAAAAGAUUUCUUGAGAAACCAUCAAUUCCAUUGUUGAAGAAGAGGUCUUACAAAUAUUAGUGAGGCAAUGCGCCGGAUACUAAAUCAGUCACAGCCCUAGAGCAACUGUAGGCAUCAGCAGUCAUGAGUUCUAUGCUGAAAAAGACCGGAGGCUUGUCCUUCAAGCCAAAGGUCGCUCCUCGUCGACCAGCCGCCUCUUCCUCUCAAGCACCUCGUUCGUCUGCUUCUGCCAAUACUACACAAGCUCCCACUGCUGAGAACUCAUCGCAAGCUUCAACUCCCGCAUCUGCCGCUCCUUCCCCCGCCCCCUCGGUCGAACCUAGUCGCAAAGCAGCGCAGCCGCAAGAGGCCACGAAAGAAAUCACCAAGGAGAUAUCGCAGGAGGGAAUAUCGAGACCACAUAGCCAAGCUCAGAAAGCUCACAUCGUUCAACCCGAAUCCAGACCAGCAUCGACUCCGGCAGUAUCUCCCACGGUUGUCGAGAAGCCUUCCCAGGCACCUCCAGUCCCGACUCCGUCACCCUCAGAGAGUGCUUCACAGCCAACUACAGCACCAGUUUUAAACAAACCUCCUCAGCAACAGCUACCAGUUUCGAUACCAGCGACCCAACGAACAGCACAACCAACACCAGCACCAGAGACUACACAUUCAGAUAGGUCUACACCUACUCCUUCUUCGAAUACACCGGUUAUUGCUACCUCUCGACGUGCUGGCGCCCUAUAUACGCCAACACCAGAGCCCACCGCUCCAACACAAAUCAGAACCGCUCCCCCAUCUCCAGCCCCUGUUUCUGAUACGAUUGCUGUCUCUGCACCUGUUGACGAGCCUUCAACCAAUGCCCCGAAAAAGAGAAAGGUAUACCGCAAACGUAAAUCUACUGAAGAUGGCACAGGUGCAGAAUCUUCUGCGCCAAAGAGAAGACGGGCUCGCAAGAAUACUACAACAGAGGACAACGGAACAGCUCCGUCGGAAGGCGGAAGGGGAAGAUCUAGGCAACAUGAACGCUCUUCGUCUCCCGAAGAAGAUCCAGAGAACCAGACGGUCGAUCAUAGCAGUACAAAAAUGGGUGAACUAACUAAGGAUAUGGGAAUUGGAAAAAGAUUCAAGCAUGCAGACGCCAUUGAAGAGCGUGCGCGUGAGGCACGUGAGAGAUUUCGUCUAAAGCAACAGGCAAAACGAGCUCGACUUCUUGGGCUUGACCUUGAGGACGUAACCUCGCGCGCGAGUACUCCAGCAGGAGAUGGAGAAGGCGGAAGAGAGUCUGCAGCAGCCCGGGCUAGAGAACUGGGAGCCUCAAUCGGCGCAAACUCGCAGUCCGUUGGCUAUGAGGUUGUAGAUGGACAGAUUGUUGUCAACCAGCAAUCUCUUAUGGUAGACCGACACGCAGCCCACGAUAUGGGAACACUUGAGACCGUCGAAGAAGACGAAUUUUCCCGCCUCACCACUUCGUCAUCGUUCAGACGGGAAAGCCGUAGAACAGGAGCAAACCACUGGACGGACGAGGACACUGACAAAUUCUACCGGCUCCUUGGAAUGUUUGGAACCGACUUCGAGACGAUCUCGGCCAUGUUUCCGGAGAAAAGCCGACGGGCGGUUAAACUCAAGUUCAACCGGGAAGAGCGACUACGGCCGCGGUACAUCAACGCGACAGUCAUGGUUCGCGGCGAGAAGAAAGUCGACAUUGACCUCGAAGAGUACAAGAAGCACCAGCACGGGUGGCAGGAGAGUGAUAAGAUCAUGGCCGAGCACAAUAAGCUAGUGCGCGAACACAACGAGGAUAUCCGACGUCUUAAAGAGGAGAGACGCGCUGCUGGGCUUAUGGACGAGGAUGAAGAGGUGGAAGGUGGAGGAGAGGCAGGUGGUGCCCAAGAGGGCGAAGAACAAAAUGGCGAGCAGGAGAAUGCUGAGGAUGGCGAGGGUGAGGAUGAGGCCCAUGACGAUGGCAACGAAGAUAUCGAUGGAGAGAGUGAGCCUGUGGAAGAGAUGCCCGCCGGGGUAGCAGUCGAUGUCUAGACUACGUAGGUGACAGUUUCGAUGGUCCAGGUAACCGCACGCAUGCAAGCUUGUUUCUUGAUACCCCAUUUCCUUAGCUUGCAUGGUUAUCUGCUGGAGAGCUGGACGAUACUACCGAGGGCGGACGACAUGGAGAGUAUUGGCGCAGUGGGCGAGCAAAAGGGGGGACUACUGUAAUGCGUUCUUUCGAAGUCUCUAACGUUUCCUAGAACGUUGAGUUAUGAGUAAAUGCUAAAUUCAAGAUACGAUUUCCACGACUACGAAUGACUACGUUUUAGCC
Molecule: messenger RNA, 2363 nt
Organism: Annulohypoxylon maeteangense
Lineage: Eukaryota; Fungi; Ascomycota; Sordariomycetes; Xylariales; Hypoxylaceae
Exons: 2
Coding region: 194-2083 (629 amino acids)
Biological process (GO): RNA polymerase III preinitiation complex assembly
Cellular component (GO): transcription factor TFIIIB complex
Molecular function (GO): TFIIIC-class transcription factor complex binding
Source: RefSeq, a predicted model, not a curated record